AUGCAAGCCACGACAGCAACCUUAUUCGUACCCUCCAACUCCAGCCAUGGGGAAGGUUUCACCGCUGCGGCCACGCAGCUUCGCGCGCAAAUCGCCACCCUGCAGGCCGUGAUGGAUCGCGAGAGCUGCCGAUGGGAGGACGCCGCCCUCGCCUACUCCCGGGAAAAACUCCACGCUCACUUUUCCCGCGUAAAAGGCCGCCCCUACACCGACGGCGCGGCUGUGUAUGAGUUUUUUUCCACAUUUUUCUUACUUUGUGGGGUGGGUUGGAUCAGUUGGAGGUUAUUGGGGUUUGCGUUUGCGGGGCUUCUUCGUUAUACGGCGUUGCGCGCCGCGCAUCAGAGGAUGCGGGAAGAAGAGGCGAUCGUCCGACAAGAGGCUGCACGACGAGGGUUAGGGGAGGCCCUUCUUCGCCACACGCAGCGUCGGUUGUGGUUUUGGUGCGUUUUAAAAGUCCUCCUCGCGGCAGGGGUGUUGAUUGGGAUGAUCGGCGCGAAUUCCCUCGUGUGGGAGGCACUUCGGCGUCUGCUACGGCUGUGGUGGGGGUGGGAUCUCGACGCCGCGGCGAAAGGCGGCGAGGGAGGGGGGGUUUGGUUUCUCCGUGAGGCCCUUCACGCGAUUCGAGGUGGGGAAACAACGGAAACCCGCGUGGUCGCGUCGGAUGCCACCUCCUUCCCCGUGGCGAACUUUCUAGGAUCGGUGCAAUCGCUCUAUCUGUGGUAUUCGGUAGGGCCGGUGGCGUUGAGCGGCGCGUUGUUUCUGCUUCGUUCGGCAACGGAAGCGCAGCGUAAGGCGAGGGAGGCGUUGAUUCGACAGCGUCAAACCUACGCAGCGGGCUCGCCGCUGCUGCACGGCCUCGCGCGGGAGGAGCGGCGACGGGAAACGGUCGAAAUCGCCUCCGCGGCGUUUUUACAGGUCUGUGAGCUGCACCACCGCGCCGUUGCCGCGGCGGGCAGGAACGGGGGGGUUAUCGAGGUGAAACCCGCGGUGGAGGGGACGCGCGUCAUGCCUCCCGCUUCGCUCAUGGAAUGA
Phytomonas sp. EM1 is the source of this 1032-nucleotide messenger RNA. Lineage: Eukaryota; Euglenozoa; Kinetoplastea; Trypanosomatida; Trypanosomatidae. The record is from the annotation of a GenBank genome assembly.